AUGGCGUCUUUGUCCCUCUCAGCAACCUCAACUACGACCGACUUUUCUUCCUUACCAACAGAACUCCGUCUUAAGAUAUGGUCCCGAGCCAGCGAGCCUCGUAUCGUUUUAUACGGUGAUCUAGUUCAAAAGAGCCGGUCUUAUCCCUUGCCUACCGUUACACAACUCAAUGCGGAAGCGCGAGAUGAAACUCGACUGGGGUACGAACCAAUUGGUAAUGGAUCGUACUUCGACUUCUCUAGGGACAUCCUCCUUUGUGACCACAAGAUCUCAGAUCAGGUGACCGACGAGUACCUAGAUGGUCUUGCCCCCCGGAUACGGCGUCUUGUCUUCUGGGACUGCUUCCCUGAUGAUGGCCGCGUGGAGGGACCCUACCACUAUUCCGUCUAUCUAUCAGCGUGUUAUCGGCAGCCAGAUUUUGGAAAAAUCGAAUUCGAUAGGUUUUGGUUCCCUAACGUGGAUGAUCUGUGGAUUGUCAAGGUGGGGGAAAUCGACCCAGCGUGGAUGGUCCAGGUGAACCCCAAAUUGCCAUAUAAAAUGCGACUUCAACAAUUGGCGAAACAGUUCAGAUAUUGGGUGGACGAAAACAUCAUUGAGAUGGCACCUCUGGACCUGAGCGAGCCAGAAUCACAGGCUGUCUUGAAUGAAGGCCGUUGCGGCAAAGAAGACUGCCAUGAACUCAACAAACAGCGCAGUAUAAUGAUGUCCAAGGUUGCCUUUCUCGACGGUAGAUACAAGGCUCCCGAUGAUGGACAGAAAUGGAUCCGAAUCGUUGCAUGGCAAGCUGGCGAAGAGAAAGCCGUGUACGAAAACAGGAUGAGAUGGGUGGUUGUCGAGAGAAUUUUGACAUUUGACUUGCAACGGGAUGGGUGGAGCGAAUCUGGACUGGAAGCGCAAGGCUAUGCCAUCCUGAACGACAAGAACAGUACCUUUGGGACAACUAAUCUCUGCGUGAAAUUUAAGAACGGCACCGAUAUAGGGAAGAACAAUUUGACACUCCCUGAGGGUAAAUGAAGAACGGAAAUGGAGGGGGCUUGGGAUUUUAAGGAAACUUAUUGGACUAUUAUAUCUAACCACAAAUGAUGAACACAAGAAUCGGAACAAGCUGCGGUCUAGCGCUAUCAUUAUGCGCAACUCAAUGAUGAAACAAGCAACAGUAUCUAAUUAUUUAAAUAUUCAUUAAAAACAUACCGAAGUAUGUUGCUCCUGUUAUAUAUUGCAUUUAUAAAUAUAAUCUUCUAAAAACAGGGAGGGGAUUGAAGAAACAACGAAGAAUACUGAAAGACCAUUUCCUCAAUCCUCAGCUGAAAUUACGUAUUAUGAUUGAAGUUCUGAAUAACUGUUAUUGUUCAUCUACUGUGCAACCAGUGUUACAGUUUAAAGUACUCCUUAACUUGUUUAUCUG
Messenger RNA from Fusarium redolens, 1405 nucleotides. RefSeq lists its product as uncharacterized. Lineage: Eukaryota; Fungi; Ascomycota; Sordariomycetes; Hypocreales; Nectriaceae. Bases 1 to 1014 code for a protein of 337 amino acids. The record is from RefSeq and is a predicted model, not a curated record. The transcript is spliced from 2 exons.